Messenger RNA from Osmerus eperlanus (European smelt), 2049 nucleotides. RefSeq names its product claudin domain containing 1b (gene cldnd1b). The record is from RefSeq and is a predicted model, not a curated record. Gene Ontology annotation, cellular component: membrane. NCBI's taxonomy places the organism in Eukaryota, Metazoa, Chordata, Actinopteri, Osmeriformes, Osmeridae. The transcript is spliced from 5 exons. The coding region runs from base 292 to 1044 and encodes 250 amino acids.
CUGCUAGAAGUACACACACUCGAUCAGCCGGAAAGGGACUCCGUUGAGAGGAGAACCACUUUCAUUCUGUUAACGAACACGGAUUAGGCACAAUCCAACCGAAAAGGUCCUGUUGGAGCUUUGCUUGGUCGAAGCAUGAAGAUGAAUACAACCAAAAACGACUCUUGGCAGUAGGGAUUCUAUAACACAGCUGAAGAAAAAAGUAGACAAUCAAGACUUAAACCAAGACAUCACACAUAAUCCCGCCCAUACCCACUUACUGUACAGCAAACUCUCGGUCUACCGUAAACCAUGGUAGAUAACCGCUAUGCGACAGCCCUGGUCAUUGGGACAGUUCUGAGCCUUCUAGCUACAGUCUAUUUAUCUGUCGCUAUCGGAACCCAGCACUGGUACCAGUAUCACAGUCUGCCUACGAAAAAUGAAGCUAGCAACAUCUCAGAGCUCCAGGAAGAGUUCAUCCAUGACGAGUUUGAUGAGAGGGCCUACAGUGACACCCUUUUCCAGCUGAAUGGGAUUCUGGGACUGUGGUGGAGAUGUAUCUUGGUGCCUGGACAGUCACACUGGUUCAAAGAGCCUGAUCCCACAAUGGUUACCCAGUGUGUGAGCUUCACUCUGCCACAACAGUUUGAUCCCAAGUAUAAGGAACCAGGGAACCAUAACAGUGGAGAAGACCUUUUGAGGACCUACCUGUGGAGAUGUCAGUUCCUACUGCCCCUUGUGUCCCUGGCCCUGGUCUUCCUCAGCGGGCUGAUCGGGGUGUGCGCCUGCCUGUGCCGCAGCCUCACCCCCACCCUGGGAGUGGGAGUACUCCACCUACUGGCAGGACUGUGUUCGCUAGGGACUGUGUGCUGUUUCCUGGCUGGGAUGGACCUGCUCCACAGGGCCUCAGACCUGCCCAAGGGUGUGGAUGGCUCACUAGGCUGGUCCCUCUACCUGGCCCUCAUCUCCUCUCCACUACAGAUGAUGUCUGCUGCCUUGUUCCUGUGGGCUGCAAGGAGCCACCGACAGACCUACACCCGUAUGACCGCCUACAGGGUGGCAUAGAGGAUCAAGAAAUUCAUUACCCACAAGGUCACUGCCUACAGGAAAACAUCAAGGGGCAAUGUCAAAUGAACUACAAUAACCACAACUAGUAGCAUAGCCAAGUAGGUUGUCAUGGCAAUCCUAAAUACAGACCUUAUGGAGUGAAACUAAGAACCACUUCAUCUAAUACUCACCUGAAUGAAAAUAGGGUUUAAAAUCCCAUAUUCCACCUAAAAGCACAACCGUGCUGAAUCCUACCUUUUGCCAGUACAACCUUAAAUUGGGCAUAAUCCACAAAAACAGUUUUAUAUUGGACGUUUCUCUCACCAAACCUAUACCCACACCCAUUAUGAAUAAUGGUUUCUUUAGAAUUGAUGUUUUCUACUUAGUUUUAUUUUUUCUGUACACUUCGAUUCAAGAAAAAUAAUUGUGAAAUUAAAUGCAUACAUUUCUUGCCUUUAUCUGUUGCCAUCACUCCUAAACUAUUUACAGUAGCUUGCUGAAUGUAUGCAUGAUUAGGUUACUUCAGCCAUUAUGUGGAUGUUCCCAAAUGUUUUUUGUUUUAUUUCUGUAAAUUAUUGAACCUUCUAGAGACUAUUUAACCUACUUUUAUCUAUGAUCUGAUCAGAUAAUAAUCGGUUUCAUACAUUUUCGUGGUAUAUGCUGAUCGAAUGUCACUUACCGGAAUGUAACCACUCCCUCAAAAUUAUUGUCACUUAUGAUUAUGGAUGUUUAUUUAAAUGUAAACCAUCCUUGCUCAUUUAAUACCACUCCAGCUAUCUUCUUAUCUUAUUUUUUUCAGACUGCAAUAACCCCCAUGUUAGCUUGGGAAAAGGAUACCUCACUCAACAAUACAGUUUACUGUGGUGUGAAUUGUGGAUUUUAUAAGUGUUUUAUAUAUAGUACAGCCUAAAGCACACAGUGUAUUUGUGUGUGUAUGAAUACAUUUUCAAUAAAUGAAUUGAGGCUGCUUGACUUGAUGAUUCAGCAAGAACUAAACCGUUUUAAGGAUUAAGUCUGAACAAC